AUGUCUCGAUCUCAAUAUGCUAGAGACAUGGACAAGAACACGAGAAACUUUCAUAACUUGGCGUCGGCUAGAAGGAGGAACAACCGAAUCGACUCCCUGUUAAUUAAUGUAAGAUUCCGUAAUGGGUUGGUAAAGCAAAUUGAUGAAGAAGAGGCAGCAAGGUUAGAGGUGAUGCCUUCGCCUGACGAAAUACGACAGGCAGUUUUGGACUUUGUGCAAGAAGAAGGCGACAAUUAUCAAAUGGAGGACAUGGGUAAAGGAAUGCGUGACUACAUCGUCUAUGUCAAUGUUGAUAAAUGGGUCACAUCCAAGCCUUUCAGAAUGAAGAGAGGUCUUAGACAAGGAGAUCCUCUUUUACCCUUUCUGUUUGUUCUGUUUGUUGACGUCUUGCACAGGAUGGAAACAGAGAUAGUCAUGAAUUAUAAAAGGCUUCUGCGUUGUUUUGAGUUGAUGUCUGAGUUGAGUAUUAACUUUGAUAAAUCAAACUUGAUUUCAAUUAACUGUGAGCAGGAAUGGGUGACGAAUAUGUGUGUCUUGUUGGGAUGUGCAGAAGUUGCUUUACCUGUCAGGUACUUAGGAACCGCUCUAGGCGCAAAGCCUCGGUUGGUGGAGACCUGGAAACCGAUCAUAGAUAAGGUGGAAGAUAAGCUCAGCUUAUGGAAAGCGAAGUCUCUCAACAAAGCUGACAAACUGGUUCUCAUAAAAUCUGUUUUUAAUAGCUUGCCGGUUUACUACCUUAACUUGUAUAAGAUGCCAAAGUCAGUGGCAGAAAGACUAAUUGGGUUACAGAGGAGGUUCUUAUGGAGUAAAGAAGAUGGGAACAACGGUAUACCACUUGUGAAAUGGAAGUUGGUGUAA
This is a messenger RNA of Arachis stenosperma, 858 nucleotides long. RefSeq lists its product as uncharacterized. The record is from RefSeq and is a predicted model, not a curated record. Lineage: Eukaryota; Viridiplantae; Streptophyta; Magnoliopsida; Fabales; Fabaceae. Bases 1 to 858 code for a protein of 285 amino acids. The transcript is spliced from 5 exons.